Messenger RNA from Lacerta agilis (Sand lizard), 954 nucleotides. Its product is annotated as angiogenin-like. Gene Ontology annotation, molecular function: nucleic acid binding. The record is from RefSeq and is a predicted model, not a curated record. Bases 1 to 720 code for a protein of 239 amino acids. The transcript has 3 exons. NCBI's taxonomy places the organism in Eukaryota, Metazoa, Chordata, Lepidosauria, Squamata, Lacertidae.
AUGUGGCGGCAGCUGCCCGUGACAAGCGCAUCGUUCUUUCUGAAAUUGAAGGAAAAGAAGGAGAACCCCCCCCUGGCUCCUCCUCUUGGCAUGAUGCCAAGCAACAUGCAGCAUGUGGGACACUCAAGACAUGGUUCCCGUGACAUCACUUGCAUGACGUCGGGAGAAGUCGGGACCUCUUUCUCCGACAGCUACAGGAAGAGGAGGAGGAAAAAAACAGGCAUCUCUUUAACGUUUUCCCCUUUUCUUCCUCUUCUUUUUCCUCCCAGAAGAUUCUUAGACGCCACCAUGCUGGUCUCUGGCUGCCUGCUGGUUCGCCUGGCCAUCCUUCUCAGCGUCCUCCUGGUGCAGUCCUGCCAAGGGCAGUCUUGGGAAGCUUUUCAAAACAAGCACAUUGAUUAUCCCCAAACCCGAGCCUCCAACCCCAAUGCCUACUGCAACCUCAUGAUGGUGAAGAGGAAUCUGAAUCCUAGUAGAUGCAAACAGAGGAAUACUUUCAUCAACCAUUCCAAGGAGUCUGUCCUAGAGGUCUGCGGCAAAGGUGGGAAGCAUUGGCAAGAUAAAUUCUAUGACAGCAACGAGAACUUCCCCAUGAUUGACUGCAGCUACACUGAUGGCAAACCUCCAAAGGACUGCAAAUACAAAGGCACAGAUUCCUCCAGGCGCAUUCGUGUCACCUGUGAAAACAAGAAGCCUGUUCACCUGGAGAAGGUGCUGUGAUAGGCAGAAAACCACACAAGCCAAGCUCUGCCCAUUGAAGCCAGAAUGCUUCUUGGGCCAUUUCUCCCUGCAAUGCAUCCACAUCAUUGGCUUUCCCCGGUUUAACAGUCAUUUGCCCUUUCCAGGGGACCCUGGGAGCUGUGGCACUAAGGGCAAUGGUGCCCGGCUUCUAACUAAGCAUUCUGUUGCUUUCUCUCAAUGGCUAUUCUCUCAAUAAAGCUCAUGUUUGUCAUU